AUGGCAAGUGAGAAAGUGAAAUUGCUUGGAUACUGGGCAAGCCCUUUUGCUCUGAAGGUUCAUUGGGCACUGAAACUGAAAGGUAUUGAAUAUGAAUACCAAGAAGAAGAUCUCUCAAACAAAAGUCCUUUGCUCUUGCAGUACAAUCCAGUUCAUAAGAAGAUUCCGGUUUUGGUUCAUAAUGGGAAACCUAUUGCAGAAUCACUAGUCAUACUUGAAUACAUUGAAGAGACAUGGAAGCACAAUCCACUCCUCCCUGAAGAUCCUUAUGAAAGAGCCAAGGCGCGUUUUUGGGCAAAAUUUGUUGAUGACAAGUGUGUGCCAGGAAUAUUUGGUACCUUUGCCAAGGUCGGAGUGGAGCAACAGAAGAUAGCAAAAGAAGCUCGUGAGAACUUGAAAAUUUUAGAGGAUGAACUAGGCAAGAAGCACUUUUUUGGAGAUGCAAAAAUUGGCUUCAUGGAUGUCACGUCUGCUUGGAUCAUCUGCUGGGCUCAGAUUGUUGAGGAGGUUGUGGAUAUCAGACUUAUUGAUGCCGAGGAAAUGCCUUCACUUGUUUCAUGGUUUCAGAAUGUCCUUGAAGCUGCUCCCAUUCUGAAAGAGUGUACACCGCCCAAAGACAAAUUGUUAGAGCAUAACAAAGGAUUUCACGAGAUGUUGGUUGCUUCAGCACCAUCUUAAAAUCUAAAAUCUGUUCCCAUGUAUGAAGAUUUUACUAAAUAUGAUUAUAUGACAUGUAAUCUUUUCGAUGAGUUUGAUGACACGUAAGAUUUUGUGUUUUGCCUAUCAAAUACAAUUGUGGGGAAAUAAGGGCAUACCGCAUACGCAUCUAUGAUCAUGA
This is a messenger RNA of Solanum lycopersicum (tomato), 838 nucleotides long. RefSeq lists its product as uncharacterized. Gene Ontology annotation, cellular component: cytoplasm. The record is from RefSeq and is marked predicted. NCBI's taxonomy places the organism in Eukaryota, Viridiplantae, Streptophyta, Magnoliopsida, Solanales, Solanaceae. Gene Ontology annotation, biological process: glutathione metabolic process. Gene Ontology annotation, molecular function: glutathione transferase activity.